Benincasa hispida (wax gourd) is the source of this 1413-nucleotide messenger RNA. Its product is annotated as sulfite oxidase-like. Gene Ontology annotation, biological process: sulfur compound metabolic process. The record is from RefSeq and is a predicted model, not a curated record. Gene Ontology annotation, cellular component: mitochondrion. Gene Ontology annotation, molecular function: molybdenum ion binding; sulfite oxidase activity; heme binding. NCBI's taxonomy places the organism in Eukaryota, Viridiplantae, Streptophyta, Magnoliopsida, Cucurbitales, Cucurbitaceae.
AUGCCUGGAUUAAUUGCACCCUCAGAUUAUUCACAAGACCCUCUUCGUCACCCAUGUCUCCUUAUCAACGCCAAGGAGCCCUUCAAUGCAGAGCCACCUCGCUCAGCCCUGAUUUCCUCUUAUAUCACACCUGUAGAUUUUUUUUACAAGAGAAAUCAUGGCCCUAUUCCUUUGGUGGAUGACAUUGAAAGAUAUUGUGUUUCUAUAAAUGGUCUAAUAGAAAACUCAAAAGAGCUGUUCAUGAAAGAUAUCAGGAUGCUUCCAAAGUACAAUGUCACUGCCACUUUACAGUGCGCAGGUAACAGAAGGACAGCGAUGAGCAAAGUCAGAAAAGUGAAGGGAGUUGGCUGGGAUAUUUCUACUCUAGGAAAUGCUAUCUGGGGUGGUGCUAAAUUGGCUGAUGUUCUUGAACUUGUUGGAAUAUCUAAGUUCAGCUAUUGUACACAAAAAGGUGGCAAACAUGUUGAGUUUGUGAGUGUCGAUAAGUGCGAGGAAGAAAAGGGAGGCCCAUACAAGGCAUCAAUUCCACUUAUCCAAGCUUCAAAUCCUGAAGCAGAUGUUCUACUUGCUUAUGAAAUGAAUGGAGAACCUCUUAACAGGGAUCAUGGAUAUCCGGUGCGUGUGGUUGUCCCUGGUGUUAUUGGUGCUCGCUCUGUUAAAUGGCUUGAUUCUAUUAGCAUAAAUGCAGAGGAAUGCCAAGGUUUCUUUAUGCAGAAAGACUACAAAAUGUUUCCUCCUUCUGUAGAUUGGAGUAAUAUUAAUUGGUCGGCAAGGAGGCCUCAAAUGGAUUUCCCUGUUCAGUGUGCCAUAUGUUCUUUGGAGGACGUAGACCAUAUAAAGCCUGGAAAGGUUACAGUUAGAGGCUAUGCAGUGUCGGGAGGUGGACGGGGAAUAGAGAGAGUGGACAUAUCUGUUGAUGGUGGCAAAAACUGGAUUGAAGCCACCAGAUAUCAGAAGAUUGGUGUCCCAUAUGUUGCUGAUAGUAUGAGCAGUUACAAGUGGGCAUGGGUGUUUUUCGAGGUCACGGUCGACGUCCUACAAAACACCGAAAUUGUAGCUAAAGCUGUUGAUUCAGCAGCGAAUGUGCAACCAGAAAAAGUGGAAGAGAUAUGGAAUGUAAGAGGUAUACUCAACACUUCAUGGCAUAGAGUUCGAGUUCGAGUUGGUCGUUCCAAUAUAUAGAACAAAGAAGAAAGAGAUGAAACCCAAAGCUUAGAACUGCAUCAUCUGCCUUUUUCAUCUCUCAUAAAUAAAUGAUGUGCUGCAUCAACUCUUCUUUUUACCAAAUUCCACUUAGCUAAGAUUAGAUUUUCCAUUAGAAAUGCGAAUAAGAAUUUGGAACUUGCUUACUCUGAUGAAUAAUAUAGUUCGUUCAAGCGUGUUUUUAAGGACCUGUUUGGAUUUACUUAAGAA